Suricata suricatta (meerkat) is the source of this 3741-nucleotide messenger RNA. RefSeq names its product leucine rich repeat containing 53 (gene LRRC53). Gene Ontology annotation, molecular function: protein binding. The transcript is spliced from 4 exons. NCBI's taxonomy places the organism in Eukaryota, Metazoa, Chordata, Mammalia, Carnivora, Herpestidae. The record is from RefSeq and is a predicted model, not a curated record. Gene Ontology annotation, cellular component: plasma membrane. The coding region runs from base 1 to 3741 and encodes 1246 amino acids.
AUGCUGCGGGGGGCGGCGGCCUGCCCUGCGUCAUGCGCAGUGUGCGCCCGAGAUGUCACCCUCUGUCACCAGCUAACCUAUAUAGUAGCAGCCCCUGUGACCACGAGGGUUUUGAUCAUCACUGAUGGAUACCUCUCCACCAUAGAGAGCACAAAUCUGUCCCUCCUGUUUAAUCUUGCCUUGCUCUCCUUGAGCAGAAAUGGCAUCGAGGAUGUCCGGGAAGAUGCCCUGCACGGACUCUCGACGUUGCGGACGCUGUUACUGGAGCACAACCGCAUAUCCAGCUCUUCGCUCACCGAUCACACCUUCAGCAGGCUUCACAGCCUGCAGGUGCUGGCGCUUAGCAAUAACGCGCUUCGCACCCUGCAGGGGUCCUGGUUCCGAAACACCCAGGGCCUGACCCGGCUCCAACUGGAUGGGAAUCAGAUCACUAAUCUGACAGACAGUUCUUUUGGAGGCACAAAGCUCCACAGUCUCAGGCAUCUGGAUUUAUCUAACAAUUUUAUUUCCUACAUUGGGAAAGAUGCCUUCCAGCCCCUGCCUCAACUACAGGAAGUGGACCUUUCUAGAAAUAGGUUGGCCCACAUGCCAGAUGUUUUCACUCCAUUGAAGCAGUUGAUCCUUCUGAGUUUAGAUAAGAACCAGUGGAGCUGCUCUUGUGAUCUCUACCCGCUUGCCCGGUUUUUAAGAAACUACGUUAAGUCUUCCGCUCGUAUGCUCCGGAAUGCCAAGGACCUAAAUUGUCAGCUGUCCGCCACAGCAGAGGCCACUGCAAAGAGUAUGCUAAAGCUGUCUGAGAACAACUGUGAUUCCAAGGUUUCCAACUUGACUCUGGUUCUAAAGGACAGAAGUUCCCUCCUCCCAGGGCAGGAUGUGGCCCUACUGACUGUUCUUGGCUUUGCAGGAGCUGUUGGUCUCACUUGCCUAGGUUUAGUUGUAUUUAACUGGAAACUCCAACAAGGCAAAGCAAAUGAACACACAUCAGAAAACCUUUGUUGCAGAACCUUCGAUGAAUCCCUGUGUGCUCAUGAGGCAAGAAAUUACCACACUAAGGGAUACUGUAACUGCCACUUAACUCAGGAAAACGAGAUAAAGGUCAUGUCCAUUGUGGGGUCCAGAAAGGAAACGCCGCUUUUACAGGAAAACAGGCAUCAAGCAGCACUGGCCUCUGAGUCCACAGCCCUUGACGGAUCAUUUAGAAACCUGAAAGGGAGAGACCGUGGGGCAGACAGCACUUUCUUCUGCUUUGGUGGCAGAUUGCCGCAGUCAGGAUGUUCCCAGCCUCCAGGGACUGUGGCAGCUUUUAAUGAAGCAAGCUUACUUACAAGAUACUGUCCAAAGAGAGUUAAAAAGCUAAGGAAUCACGAGCCUGGGGAAGUCCAACCUCAAAGUCUGCCACAGCAUGUAACAAGAACAAUAGAUAUCAACAGUGACACAUUUAGUAGAAGAUAUGCAACAUCCGGCUCAGCCUUGGCAAGAGAAAGUCUUGAAAAGCAUUUAACAAAUGAAUCAUGGCAGCCUCCCAUAGAAAAAAAAGACAAUGGCUUACAACCUCACAGGCAGAGACAUUUUAUUACAGGCUCAUCAUCCAAGCUUUGUGAGCCUGACGAACAUUGUGAACAAAAGAUCGUACAAAAACAUAGAUCAAAAUAUCAUGAUCCUUGUGGACUGUUAAAACAGAGCAUGCCUAGAUAUUUUCAGCCAAACAAUUCUCUUAUCUGUAAAUAUGUACCCUGUGAUCAAUUUCGAGAUUAUGUGAAAGAAGAGAAGCCAAAUCAUCAAGAACAUUCAAAGUCUAAGAAAGAGCAAAUCCAAAUUAACAGUGCAAUAGAAAAAUUCCUUAUGAAUGAGGACAAAAUGGAGUUAUCAAGGUUAUCAUCAAAAAUCAAGAAAACAUAUUCCCCAAAGAGGGUUAGCUUCUGUCAUCCUGAUUUAUUAGAAAAAAAUAGUUUGGAGAUGUCAUCCAAAACAUCUCCCCAUUGGAAACAGCAGAAAAAUCAAAGUAGCCACCUGACCAACUUGGAUCUUAGAAAAUGUGGUAAUCUUCAGGAGGGACAUAAGGAAGAAAAAUGGCUUGCCGAUCCACAGAUUCUGAAAAAGAAGAGAACCAAUCAAACUGACCUCAAAGGGAAAAUUAAAAAACAAAAUUCAAGGAUAAAACUAAAUUUACACCGUUUUAGAAAAGUCAAAGUCCAUCCAGAAAAAUCCUUGCCAGAACGCCAAAAGAAAUGCAAACACAUAUUGUUACCACCGAAUAAAUUAUCUAAAGCUUCUCAGAAGGAAGCCAGUGUAAACCUUGUGUCCUCUGCAGAUUUUCCCCAACAGCCAGAGAGUAACAACCAUGUUAGACUCAUUGCAAAGAGUGUAUCUCUCAAACAUGCUCCAAAGCAGACCCCACAUUAUAAAAAAAAUACUAAAAAGACUCCUCUGCUCAGUGCUAAUGACUUACCCCUAGUCAACCAGAGCUCUACAGAAGGAAACCAUCGCCUUAACGGCCUCAUUCCUGCUAGCAGCCCAUCAACAUCGCCUCAGCCCACAUCCAUCAAGGCUGAACACAGGCCUUCAAGUUCUCAGUUCUCGACUGCGCGAACGGAAGGUGCAACUCCCCUUGCAUUGGAAGUUCCUGGGUAUUUACCAGCUACGUGGGAAAAUAUAGGAGGUGAUGUUUUACCACCCUGCAGUACCAGCGGGACUGACCAAGAGGCAACAGAGCUCACCCAGCACAUGGAGCAGGACAAACCAAAGACCAUUGAGCUAAAUCAGUUUUCUUUGUCUCUGGGGAAUCAAACACAACUUGUAGGUGUCCACAAAACUGACAUCUAUGAGAAACAAACUUUAGAUCAAAGUCAAACUUUAAAACAUGUAGAGCAACACUCAAGUCAUAAGCAACUUAGAAAUGAAGAAAAAACAUUAAUGACAAAACCAAAAAUAUCACAUCGAAUUGUGGAAAGUUGUAUUAUGUAUGAGGGACAUGAUGUAAGAAAAAACCUUUUCCAAACAGAAAGUUGUGAUUCCUCUCUCAUUCCCUCUGAGACAGAAGCCAAGGAUGACCUAACAUUGAUAAAGACAAAUUCUAUUCCAUACCAAAAUAGAACAGAGAUUCCCAAAGAUAUCAGUACUUCUCUUGGGACUCAAGCCAUUUGGAAUCUAACCAAUAGUGGCAAAAAAGAAAUUGACAGCACACAUGCAUUGCCAAGAGUUGAUGGCACUGAAGCACUAGAGAUAAAAACAUUAGAAAAAAAAGAGAAGAAAAUGCUCAAUGAAAGCGAGGCAAAUUCUAGUACAUUAACUAGGACUUCACAGAUGACCUUAAAAGGCAGCAAAAGAGAAAUGCACCACACUUGGGAAAAUGGAAAAAGUGAAAAACAUACGUUGUAUGAUUCAAGCUCUGUUGAGGCUACUAUUACAGCCACGGAUUUGAGUAUCACAUGCUUCCCCGAAACGGAAAAUAGACCUUCAUGUAGUGAAAUUAACAGUAACAUGCAAGAUUUGGGAGACAUUCCAACUAUUCAACCAGAUAAAGAUAACAAUGCACAUAAAGAAGGUACAGUAAGAAUGGAGAUACAUGAAGUGCUUUCCUCCUUAUCAGAGUUAAAAGAAGUUAAUUUUGAGACGAAAAGUAAGGUGUCUCUAAUUCCUAGAAGAAUGACUGAGGCUGAAAACUCUGCUCCAAAACCUAUACUGUAUCCACCAUCUGCUGAUUAUGUUAAUACAUCACCUUUAGAGGCAGAACUCAACUAA